AUGCACCCAUUUCGUCAAGUGUGCACAUUGUGGCACGAUGUGUUAAAGUUCACGUUCAUUCUCAAGAGGCGGCUUUCUACAACACCCGCUGCUCCAGCCAUUAAACGUCCAACGAGCCAGUACUGCAGCGGCCUUUCUCGCCGCCAGAUCUCCAACCAAGCCACAUGCUCAACUGCGGCCGGGUCACCGACCCGCCGAGACGUUCCGUAUGACGUUGGCGAGUGCAUCAUCCACUCGGCGCCCCCGCCGGUGCCCCCUCCGCGCGCCCUCGAACUGGUGAAGGAGGAAGUGCAUCGCGCCCUGAAGGCCUUCUCGACCAAACCAGUCAAGGGUGAACCCAAAGCUCCCCUGCCGUCCGACCUACUGCGGCCGUUCGACGUCUCUAAGGAUGGCCGCGUGACUUACCGCGAGUUUCGGACCGGGAUUCUUGGGCUCGGAAUCGGACUGACGGCCCACGAGGCGGAAGCGCUGGCGCAGGUGGUGGACCGAGAAGGCACCGGGCUCGUCGACAGAGGGCCCUUCGAAGCAGCGGCGACUCGGGACUGGGGCAGCAGCGGCAGGGACGGCGGCUGGCAGGGAAGGCCUACGUCGGCACCAGGGAGCGUGCCUGGGGCGGUAGCGGAACCCCAGAUCGGAGGUGGGGCAUUGCAUUCACCUGGUGAACACACCAGCCACCCCCAGGUGGACGACGGCAGUAUCGUUCGCGACGGCGAGAAGGGAUAUGCCGGUGGAGAAGUGCUCCCGCCUCCGCCAACACCCUCCGAGGCACCGGAACCGCUUCGACAGUGGUCGAGAUUGGAGACAACGGGGAGGCCUUCGCGCAAUCGCGGUCCGUCCACAUUAUCCUUCGACUGCUGGCAACAGAAUGCCAAUAGACGAAACGAAAGCAACAAUGCCGCAGACGCCGUUGUCGCCAAGACGCCGGCGUCUACUGGCAGUAGCAUCGGCAGAAGCGACGGCAACGUGAACGGUCACCACAAACACUCUAGAGAUACUAGCACCAGCGCCAGCCCUGCGGCCGCCGGCCCCAAGAGAGGCAACAGCGACUACAACACCCACAACAACAACCUGCAGCCGUCUCAAAAGUAUCUACAAUCCUUGCAAACGCUGCGCUCCUUGCUGCAGCGAGACGGGGUCUUCGACGAAGUGAAAUCCACGCCGAUUGCAGACGAGACCAACAAGUCCAACGAACGCUCGUUGUCCUUCGGGACCGAAAUCCGGGGACGUCGUCGCGAACGGCGACUGCAGGAGCAGUCUCAGCAUCAGGCUGGUUCAAGACUCAGCGGCGGCGGGGGCGGUGAUGGAAAGCAAAGAGUAGAUUUGAGCAGGGUAGAACAUCGCCGCUCCCGAGAAGAAGAUUGCCGGGCGGACAGCCCUCCUCCGCCUAACGGGGCCGGAGCCAACGGCGGUGGCAGACAACAACAACAAAUGAGGGCCGGUGGUGCUGCGAGCACCGGCAAAACAAAUGUCGUCGUCUCCGACACCGAGGCGCCGGAUCAUCUCGCAAGAGCGCAAGCGGUCGCGGCUCGAGCGGAAAAGAUUCUCCAGCUGCGUUCCCGGGGGGACCUCGUCGGUCUCCGCAGGGCCGUUUCGAAGGCGGACCCUUCCGCCUCGGGGGUGAUAUCGCGGAGGGAGAUGGAGCGGGUUAUCUUGCGCCGGUUCGGCACUGGCCUCGAGGACGAUGAGGCCAGGCAUCUCGCCGCGUGCUACCGGAAGGACUUCAACGGCCGCUCGAUGGUCGACUACGGCCGUCUGUUCGACAACAUGGAGGUCCAAGAGGGCGGCGUUUAUGGACGGGGGGUCACGCCAUCGCCAGGGCCGUCGAAGUCGUCUGGGCGUGGUUGCUGGGAGGAUCAACAGCACUCAUCGUCGCGGGACGGAGGCGGCGGCACGCGGGCGAGAUCGGCGUCGGUGAGCGCCGCCGGAGAGGGUCGGAGGAGAGGGUCUCGUCCGAUGCGCGCUGCGGCAGGGGGGAGAACUAGGCACAGCCAGCGGAGGUAUUGGAGGAGAGGGGUGCCCGAUGCUGCCGACGACAACUUUGUCCGAGGCGGUGCUCCGGCGGAAGCGAGUCAGUUGGUGAGGAGGGCCCGAGCCAAGACGCUCGCGUUGUUAGACCGGCACGGAACCCGGAGUGUUGACUGCGUGUUCGGGCUGGUGGACCAAGCGCACACCCAAACCGUGAACUCCGGGGAGCUCAGGGAAGCCCUGCGUAUCCUGGGGGGAUCGGAUACGUUGUCCGAGAUAGAGCACCGAGCGCUUUUCAAGGGCAUCAGCAAGGGCCGCGACCGCAUUCACUACAGGGACAAGACUUACCCCAACACUCAACGUUAUUCCCGAGGUCCCGCCGCCAGUGUGGUUGCCACGACAUGCUUUAUAUAUACAUUGUUCUUUGGCACGCCUUUGGUCCUCCACAAACAGGAGCUCCUAGACACGCUCCGGGCGUCGGAGGUCGCCGAGCACAGGGAGCGCACCCAGCGAAAGCUCCAACACCAGGCAGGGCUGCCCACGAGCGGCCGAGGCUCCGCGAUCCACUGGCGCCACAGCGACGUCCUCGAUUGGGACGCGCCGCCGGCCGGGGGUGGUGGCCGGAAGGGUUCCCGCGGGGUCGGUCUGAAAGGAGGCCGGCAGCACAAAGAGUCGCGCCGGCAGGCCCUGGUGUUCCAGAGGCUGCGGGACGGCGUGAAACAAAUCCAGGAGAAGCAAAACAGCGCCUGGCCGGUGUUCGACAUGUUCCGCCAACGGGGACGAGCAAGAGCAGGAGGGUACUGCGACGCCGCCGCCGCCACCGCCGCCGCCCCGACCACAAGUGGCAACGGCACCAUCAACAACGACGACGACCCCGACCGCACACCCUCGCCCUUGUCACCAUCCGCGCUCCGAGCCGGCCUGGGCUCCCUAGGAGUCCCCCUCGGGGACGAAGACUUCGAUACCCUUAUCGCCGCCACGGAUCCCGACCGCCGCGGGAAGGUCUCAUACCCGACCUUCUGCGAGGCCCUCGACCUGCAUCCACUCCGUGGGGACCCUCCCGACGCUCAUCGGACCGCCUCAGGUUCCGAAGAAGAAGAGCGACCCUCCUCCGCGCCCCCGGUGCCGACGAAGUCGAGACAGCACAACCGACAGCACGUGGGGUCCGGUGGUGGCAGCGGCAGCGGCGGCGCUACUGCUGGAGUCGCGGGUAAAGGACGGGGAGAAGGCGGGGGUUACAUUCGUCGCCGGGCGAUGGAACUAGCGCCGCCCGCGGACGCGCGCGAGGACCUCGAGGGAGGAGUUUUCCACGUUAACGAGGCGACGUGCGGGUGCGCCAACCCGAACUUCACCACCACCAUGGUUCCGGCUUCGACCGGAGGGGGAUGCAGGGCAAACAACAACCGUCCUCGGCCCGACUCGUACCGUCCGAAGAGGCGGCAGUCGCCGGCUCCGGCUCCGGGGGGCACGCUCACCGGCGUCCGCACGAAGAGCCACGGCCAGACGCUUCUUGUGGUUGGUAGCGGCGGUGGGGACCGCGUGGGGCUGAGGGACCAGACCGGUUUGGAGGCUGAGAGGCGCUUUCGCCAAGGGCUUGGAAUCAAGAUGAGGGCGUGGAGCGACGACAACAACACCGGCGGCCGAGGCCACAGGCGCGGCCGUUCCCACACCCCAAGGGACAGCGAUCUCGGGUUCGGGUCCGAGCGCAUGCGCUCCACGUCGAGGUGCGACGACGACGAAGACUGCCGCGGCGGUGGCGGCCGUCGCGAGAGAAGAAGCGGCAGUGUUGGGUGGCGCCGGACCGGAACAAAUGGUGACGUAGGUCCGGGCUUGAGGCGGGUACGGUCUCUUAGCCUGGGAGCCGAACGGCGCUACGGGGACUGGGCCCGAUCCUCCGUCCAACACCUCCUGCGGCAAGAUGGGUGGCUGGGCGCUCGUUCUUUCCGUCUCGAUCCGCCGUCGCCGGUGACGGGGUCUCGAAACACGGCCGGAGGCGGUCACUCGUCAGAGCAACACGGAGGUCGGGGGAAGAGUCGGUGGCCUCGCGCGGAAACGGCGUUUGAGAUGCGUCGAUCGCGAUCAUCUCCGCGGGACCUGAGUCAACACAAGAACUCUGCGGAUGGUUCCGUCAUGAACAACCGGAGGUAUUCGGCUCAGACCAGGGAGCGCCGGCCUACCCCGUACGCAACCGACGCCGACUUGUCCUCGGUGUGCCGGGUGAUGCCAGCGGCUACCGCGGCCACUUCUCAUAGCGCCGUUGCUCUGACCACCGAGGGGUACGGGCGCUGGCGAAAGGAAGCAACAGGGGGGAGCCGAAGCGGCGGAGAGAGAGGGGAUUUCUCCCCUACACUGAGGUGGGGCUAGUCGAGGAGCUUGCCGCAGCAGUCGGGUGGACGCCAGAGCGACAUAAAAGGCCGUUCAGCAACCCUGCCCUUCAACUCGAAGACCCGGGGCGAGUGGCUCUGAGGCCCCGUUGGUGGUUCGUAUGAGGGGGUAGGUCUUUUUGUGGCAUGUGUGUGUACGUGUGCCUCCGUAGCCAACAAAGGCAUCCAGCACAUCUUUUCGGGGCUUUCACUUCGUGUUAAGACAAGGGCAACUACGUGUGGUUUAGCCUCUGGUGCUCGUUCAUGAACGUGGUUUUAUUGUGGGUAUUACAUCAGCUAAGCUUAACAGGUUUUGGAUACGGACAUGUGU
Ectocarpus sp. CCAP 1310/34 is the source of this 4659-nucleotide messenger RNA. NCBI's taxonomy places the organism in Eukaryota, Phaeophyceae, Ectocarpales, Ectocarpaceae. The record is from the annotation of a GenBank genome assembly.